Molecule: messenger RNA, 4877 nt
Organism: Ruditapes philippinarum (Manila clam)
Lineage: Eukaryota; Metazoa; Mollusca; Bivalvia; Venerida; Veneridae
Exons: 5
Coding region: 3-2645 (880 amino acids)
Source: RefSeq, a predicted model, not a curated record
GUAUGAAAAUACUGCGGUGCCUUGAUACAUGUCAAAUUGAAACUAAAUACCUCAAUAACAAAACAUUUAGAUAUGGUCACUGGCAUUGUUUUGCCUGUUCAAAUGCCAUUGAAAAGCGCCCAGAUUGUUUUAUACAUUACAAGAGACAUUUGAAUGAAUUUGGCUCCAGUUUUCAAGUUCAUAUAGCACAGGAUGUAAAUUCAUUAACUUCAAGCACAUCAACUAUCUAUGAAAUUCAAAACACUCUCCAUGGUAUAGAAAUGCGUGUAUCUGCUGUAAAUAAUACACAGGAUUUUCAUAGUAUUGGAAUACAUACCCCACUGCCUGGGAACAGUCUAAGCCCUUCAAAAUAUGUUGGUGGACAUAGUCCUUCCAAGAGACCAUACACUGAUACAGGACUUGGUGUACAUGAUGAUGUUUUAUAUGUGGAGGAAGAUGAACAGGGAAAUGUGCUGUCCACUUAUACAUCUGAGCAAAUUCCCACAGCUGGACAGGAAAAUGUUGUGGUAUCAUAUCCUGAGUACCCUGAUGUCAGCCUAUUGAAAACAAGGAUUCGAGAAGUUGAAAUGAAAAAUAAAAAGUUGGAAAGGAAGAAUUGUCUUCAGAAUUCAUAUAUUGAUUUCCUUGAAGAAACUAUAUCAGAGCAGAAGGAGAAGCAUAGCAAAGAAGUGGAGAAACUGAAGGCGAAAAUUUCAGAGUUAAAAAGAGAAGCCUGCAUUUAUGAUGAUACCUCAGAAUCACCAAUCACUGAAGGGAAUAAUUCCAACAAUUCUCAUGCAUCAUUAGGUGAAUUUGCUGCUAGUGCAAUACCAAAGAAAUUCUUUACAAAGAAAAAUGUUUCCGAAUCAGAUAAAAAAUCAUCAGUAGACAACCCUGUUGCUAUGGAUAUAGUUGUUGAUCAGCUAAGUGAACUAAAAAAGGAAGUAGCAGGUUUGCGGAACAGUCUCCACAGCAAUAUUACACCGAAUAUCAACCUUGGAGCAAACAUUGUAGGACAGAGUACACCUCCUGUAUAUUUCAUUCCCAAUCAAGGAUUGACAACUCCAUACAUCUUUCCACAAAAUAUGACUGGUUUACCUAACACAAAUCUUGUUACUGCUCAGAAUGUGCCAUUGAUUCAUAACACAACUGCUUUAAAUACUCAACAACAGAAAAUGAUAAGUUCUGUUCAAUCUGAUGCAGCAUUGCCAAAUACUGACACAGUAAAUACAAAUACUGACACAGUAAAUACAAAUACUGAAACUGUAAAUACAAAUACUGACACAUUAAAUACAAUGGAACAGCCUGAAUCAGCAACAAGCACAGAUGAUACCGACAUUUCUAUUGAUGAAUCGUGUAUCCAGACUAAAACUAUGAAUUGUGAUGAUGUAUCAAAACUGGCUUCAAAGGGGGAACAGUCGACAAUUAAAUCAAAAGUUGUGCAUGAUAAAAUAUUCCCAAUGAAAGCAGAUGGUACUACUAUUGAUGAUGAAGAAAUCAUCAGAGAAGAUGAUGUACAAUCUGAAAUUACCAGUCCAGAUGCCUCUCCUCAAAAAGUUAAUUCAAAUGCGACGGUUUCUGAGUCGGUGAAUAGCAUGUCUGGUCUGUCAAAUGAGGACUCUGAAAACGAGGAUAAAUAUUAUGCAACACCUUUAAGAAUUGAGAAAUCAACUGUCUCAAAGAAUGUUGAGACCAUUUCAGUCCCAAGUGAAAAAUUAAACACCGUGACACAAAGUACUGUUGAAGCAGUUUCAUCAAGUAGUGGGACCUCUGUACAUAACAGUUCUACUGGUGUUGUAAAUACAAACAAUAAAACAACAGGUACUGUUAUAAGUGGGACUAAGAAUGUUCCAUCUAUGUUUCCAGCCAAUAUUGGCAUACAGAGCACAGCAACAAAUCCAGUGAUGAUGAUACCAAACCAAAAUUUAAUGAACCAGUUCAUAACUCCUCAAAAUAUGCCAACUAUGGUAAAUCCAUUAGGGAUGAAUGCUUCAGAUCAGUUUGUAGUAGUGCAAAGUCAAGCCGGUUCUUUUUUAGUUCCAAAGAGCAGAAUUUCAGGAUUGGAUAAAAUUCCAGGCAUGAACUCUUCAGGAAAUACAGUGCCAACAAGUAAAAAUGUUAAAAAGAAUACUACACAGAUACGCCAAUCAAAUAAGAGUUUAGAUGAUUCUGUCACAUCAAAUAAUGUUGACAAGGUAGAUAAAGGAAAAAGCAAAGAUAAUGUUUCAGCAAAGUCAACUCAGAGAAUAGUGAAAGCUAAAGUAACUUUGAGUGACCAUCAAUUUCCAGCUUGUACAUAUUAUGGGAAUACGAAAAAGCUAAAUACUAAAUAUAUAAGCACACCAAUGCCUAAGAAAAGGGCAAAUGAAACUGAACCAGCAAGAAAAGAACAGCAAGGGGAAUCCAUAGUGAAUACAGGCAAUACAAAUGUAACAAUCUCAAAAGAACACAGUAACAAAGGAUUAAUAUCUGAACAGUCAGUGUCAGUUAGUGAUGAAUCCAGCAAGAUAGGAGAGUCAGAUGAUGAAACAGCAGUUCCUGCAAAGAAAAGUAAAGUAUUAGUGUUGAAAGUAAAUAAAGAAAUUAACAAACAAUCUUUGAACAAACUACUCCAAAAAACCAAAGUAUUGUACAAAAAUGUUAAAGUCAUUGGAACGAAUAAGUAGUUUUUUAGAUGUAAAUUGGGAUAAUGUCUUAACAAGUAAAGUCUUAUUCAGGGUAUUGAAUUUUAGAUUUUAAUGCAAAUAUUGUUUACUCUUUCCAGCUUAUAUCCUAGAUCAAGUUAUAGCACAACAAUAGACAUAUACCAAUUCGUAAAAGAGAAAACUAUUUUAGAUAAUAUGUAUUAGUUUUGUUUUGUUUUUUUUUUCUCAAAAGAAAAUAAAAAAAGUGCUUGUCCGGAAAACUCUUGAAACUACAGGUGCAAUCUCAUCCAAUCCGUACAGGAAUGAUCAGUACCAAGUCUAGUUCUGCAUAUCGUAGGCAUUUUGAAUGAAUUUCGGCAGAGUUAUUGCCAUUUGAUGAUUUUUAUUUUUAAAGUUUGUCUGGACUACACCUCUAUACCACUUAAGCAAUUUCAGUGAAACUUUACAGAAAUUAAUCUAUAGCUUAAGUACAUGAGCAUAUUACACGGUUCUAUGGUUGAAUGAUUUUACGCUGAGUUAUGGCCCUUGAAUAAAAAAGGUGGUAAUAAAGUAUGUACAGAUUAUUCCUCUUGUACUGCGAAUGCAUGAAUGUACUAUUAUCUAUCUAUGAAUGACCAAGAAUCUUGUUAUUUUGAAAAAAAAAAUAGAGGUAUUGUUAUAGUCCUGCCGGUGGCUCUUGUUACAAAAGGUACUGAACUGUAGAACAAAAAGUGUAUGAAAAAUUCUAAUAAUUAUUUGAACUAUUACAUCUGCAAUUUCAGUUAACCAAAGUCAUAGAUAGUUGAUAUCUUUCUGACAUUAAGGCUGUUGUUUUUGUGAUGAAAUAUUAACUUUUGAAAUGGCACCUUUUGACUUUUGGGCAACCAAUUUUUUUUUAUCUGCUAAAAGUGUUUCUUAUUAUUAUACAUAUAUACUAGUUGAUUUACAUAAUUAAUAAAUUACUUUGUUAAUUUGAACUUAAAUUUAAUUUUAAAAAUGUAUGUUUGUUUUUAAAAUUACAUGAUUUUUAACGUAGAAUCAUAAUGGGGUUAUCUUAUUAUUAAUGUUAACAUGAAAGCUUUGUUUAAUGGUUAAAUAUGUGUAACUUCAUAUUUAAUUACUCUAUAAACUUGUUCAUUUGAAACUUCACACUUUAAAAACCAUUACUUUAGCACAGUUAUUUUAUCUAUUAAAGCCGUAUGUGAAAUUCUAAGUUUUGCAUGCAAGGUCAAAUUCAACAAAUAUUGGAGCUGUUAAAACUUCACAUUAGUCUAUUUUAUCAUAAUUGUUGAUCUCUGUUUAACACCCAUACCUCUUACAUAGAUUUUGAACUACACACAAAAUUUAUUUUGUACUUGUGCAUGCAAGAAUUGAAGAUUUCUCUACACAAAUAGAGUAGGAAAUAGUAUUAACUUGAAAUGCCAGACAUGUUUUACAGAUCAUAAGUAUAGGUCACUCUCCAGGACACAUAACUCUUGCAUACAUUCAGACUAAAUUAUAGCCCUUUGUUAAAAAAAAUACUGGUUAAUGUCAAGCUUAUAAAACUAUCAAUGCAACAGCUGAUGGUGUUCACUUGAAACUUCAAACAUAUGUUUGGGUCAUUUUCAAAACAUGCCACCUGAUGUUCACUUGAAACCUCAAACAUAUGUUUGGGUCAUUUUCAAAACAUGCCACCUGAUGGUGUUCACUUGAAACCUCAAACAUAUGUUUGGGUCAUUUUCAAAACAUGCCACCUUUGUAUUUUAUGUUGACUGAAUUAUUUCCCUUUAUUUUUAACUUGCUAUAACUUUACUAUAAAGUACAGACAAUAGAAAAUCCUCUUCCUACUUACUUAUGAGUCCUUGUGUAUUUACUACCAGUACAUGAUAAACAUAUUUCAAAUUUUCAGUUUUUUAGAAUGCCAAUGCAACCUCUGCAGGGCAACUCCCUCCAGGAGAUAAUAAUUUUGGUUAUUUUUGAAGAGAGGUUAAUAUUGUUGGGAAAAAUUGAUACCAGGUUGUUGUAAAGAGGUUAUUGCUCUUUCUGCAGAGGUUACACUGUAUUUAACACACACAGCAACAGAUAAACUCUUUUUUGCUUGAGAUUGUUUUAUUUUUGGCAAUUUCUGUACAACGAUUUAUACAUUUUGUAAUGCAUGUAAUUACUUCUGUUACAAACUGAGUUAUGCUUGUUUUGAUAUUUUACAGUUUGUUAGAAGAAAUGUGUUUGUGAAACGGUCAUAUUAAAAUAUGCUUGUGCUAAUGUAAGAAAAUAUAUGGAAUAUUUCUGAGAAAA